AUGAAGCUCCUAUACCUUCGUGCGCUCGUCGUCAGUGGCGUGCUAACCGCCAUGUUCUAUGACGCUUGCGGUGGCUCUGAACGUGAGGCACCGGCACCUGGUGCUCAUGCACUCGAUCACGAGACGGUGAAGACGGCACUGAGUGCCCAAGCUACCACCAGCGCCGAGCAAGAAGAUCGAGGGUGGAAGAAUGUCGACGUUGUCUCUUUCCUCCAUGGCUUGGGUCCAGCCAAGUUCGAGAGGGAUUUUCUUGCUAGUACCACCGCCAGAGUCGGCUACAUCUUCAAGCGUGGAGGUGUCCGUGAAAUACGAGCUCCAUUCUUCUUCGACGGAACGGACGAAAGGGUAGUGAGUUGGAUGGCCUUUUGCCUGUUUCCUCAUCUCGUCGCAUCCCGAAAACCGGACGUUCUUACGGUCGACUACAUCGCCAGCAUACUGGCCGAACUGGACCCGUUAAGAGCGGCAGCCGUGCUCCAACAUGCGAGAAAGGGAGAAGGGACAGAAGCAUGGGCUCAUGAUGUUGAAGCAGCGCUACCCGGAUGGCACAAAGCAGCAUUGAGACAACGGGGGUAUUCUGAUAGUCCCUUGGUGAAAAGUAAGUACGAGAAGCAUGCACUUAAACUGGCCUUUUACACAAAGGUCGUUCAACUAUCGUCGUACUCUGAAUGGUUGUUCAAGCCAACAGCCAAAAAGCGGGUUACCUCACAGCUGAAAAAGGACAUCGCUGACGAACUUCGCAUACUGCCAAUUGCCGAUGCUGCAAUCGUGGUUCAAGUUGCGAAGGAAGCUACGGAGACGCGUCAACUUGCUCUGUACGCUCGGAAACAACUGUUUGGUCGGCUCAACGGUGCGAGUAUUGAUCCUGAUGACUUGGAGAAGGGUUGGUUGCCGGCGGCGAAUUAUUUUGGUGGAAACGGUUACGGGAAACUGGUAAAAGCGUUUGUUGACGAUUACAAGAAGUGGUAUAUGUGGAUGAAUCCCAUGUUUGGAUGA
Molecule: messenger RNA, 993 nt
Organism: Hyaloperonospora brassicae
Lineage: Eukaryota; Oomycota; Peronosporomycetes; Peronosporales; Peronosporaceae
Source: the annotation of a GenBank genome assembly